This is a messenger RNA of Castor canadensis (American beaver), 2381 nucleotides long. It is a transcript of the gene Vps13b, whose product is annotated as vacuolar protein sorting 13 homolog B. The record is from RefSeq and is a predicted model, not a curated record. NCBI's taxonomy places the organism in Eukaryota, Metazoa, Chordata, Mammalia, Rodentia, Castoridae.
UUUGAUUUAAAGAAAUGUUUGUAAAAGUUUUUUUUUGUUGGAAUGGACCAUCUGCUGCUUAUCAGCUGUGUCACUCUGGCACAUCUUUUAACCUAUCCAAACUUUAGGUUCCUCUUUGCAAAAUAUGCUAAAAAUACCCACCUCUCACAUAUAUUAAGUUCAAUAGCAUUUUAAGAAAUAUUUAUUGGUAGACUUGUGGCUAAUUGAACCCUUUUUUCUGCUCUAUAGGAUACGUGCAGAGUCUGAUUAGACGGGUGGUAAAUAAUGUAAACAUUGUUAUAAAUAAUCUCAUAUUAAAGUAUGUUGAAGAUGAUAUUGUUCUUUCAGUCAACAUUACAUCUGCAGAAUGCUAUACAGUGGGUGAAUUAUGGGAUCGUGCGUUCAUGGAUAUUUCUGCAACUGAUCUUGUGUUAAGAAAGGUUAUCAAUUUUUCUGACUGUACAGUUUGUCUUGAUAAACGAAAUGCCAGUGGUAAAAUAGAAUUUUACCAGGAUCCUUUAUUAUACAAAUGUUCCUUUAGAACCCGCCUGCAUUUUACAUAUGAUAACCUGAAUUCCAAGAUGCCAUCCAUUAUUAAAAUUCAUACCUUAGUGGAGAGUUUGAAACUUUCUAUCACAGAUCAACAACUACCUAUGUUUAUCCGUAUAAUGCAGCUUGGGAUUGCUCUUUACUAUGGUGAAAUAGGCAGUUUUAAAGAUGGUGAAAUAGAAGACCCUAUUUGUCACAGUAAAGAUAUGUUAGGAAACAUUGCAGGUGCUGAAGAUGAAGCAAGAAUAGAUAUGCAAUAUGCUGCUCAGUACAAAGGCCAAGACUCAUAUUUACAACAGGUUGAUGAGCAGCCACAGGGAUGGGUAUCCUGGGCCUGGUCAUUUGUGCCUGCAAUUGUGAGUUAUGAUGAUAGUGAGGAAGACUACCUUGGGAGUGAUUCUGCAUCAACCAUGCAUCAGCAAAAAGCACAGACUUUGAAGGAUCCUAUUGUUUCUGUGGGAUUUUACUGUACAAAGGCCACUGUGACUUUCAAAAUUACCGAAAUGCAAGCCGAGAGUAGCUAUUAUAGCCCACAGAAAGUAAAAUCUAAAGAAGUAUUGUGUUGGGAACAAGAAGGAACUACAAUUGAGGCCCUUAUGAUGGGAGAGCCUUUCUUUGACUGCCAGAUUGGGUUUGUAGGUUGUAGAGCCAUGUGUCUUAAAGCAAUUAUGGGUGUUAAAGAUUUUGAAGAGAAUAUGUCUAGAAGUGAAAGUGAAGCCUGCUUCUUUAUUUGUGGUGAUAAUUUGAGUGCGAAAGGUUUGACAUACCUUACGAAUUCAUUGUUUGAUUAUCGAAGCCCAGAAAAUAAUGGUACUCGUGCAGACUUUAUUUUGGAUGAAGCUCAUCAUAAGGAGACAUACACUGAGAUAGCUGGAAUGCAAAGGUUUGGAGCUUUUUACAUGGAUUACCUGUAUACAGUGGAGAACACCAGUGGCAAAGGUUCUGCAAAUCAACAAGACUUAUCUUCAGGGAAAAAUGAAGAUUUGGGAACAGUCCAAGAGAAGUCAACCAAAAGCCUUGUUAUAGGUCCUCUUGAUUUUCGCUUGAAUAGCAGUGCAGUUCAUAGGAUUUUGAAAAUGAUUGUUUGUGCUUUCGAACAUGAAUAUGAACCAUAUAGCAGGCUAAAACCAGAAAUUAAGGAUGAAAAUGCAGUAGUACUGAAACCUGAAGAAGUAACUUCUCUGGAGGAAUAUAUUCCUACUCGACAUACAAGUGUUACUCUCCUCAAAUGUACCUGCACAAUUUUUAUGGCUGAAUUUAAUUUACUAGACCGUUUGCUUCCUGUCAUUUUGGGAGAAAAGAACUCAAGUAGCUUCAUGAACAUUUCAAACUUCCAGUCUCUUCGGCCUUUGCCAUCCAUUCAGAUAUUGGUGGAUAAAAUUAAUCUGGAACAUUCAGUCCCCAUGUACGCUGAGCAGUUGGUGCAUGUGGUCAGCAGCCUCACUCAGCCUUCUGAUAACUUGCUUCAUUAUUGCUAUGUACACUGCUACCUUAAGAUAUUUGGCUGCCAGGCGGGACUGACAUCUUUGGAUUGUAGCGGGUCUUACUGCUUAUCUGUCCCGAUUAUACCCUCUUUCAGCACUGCUCUUUACGGGAAACUUCUGAAACUCCCCACUUGCUGGACCAAAAGAUCUCACAUUGUUACAACUGAAGGUAUAUUUGAACUUCCAAAUCUCACAAUUCAAGCUACAAGAGCACAGACACUUCUAUUACAAGCAAUAUAUCAAAGUUGGUCUCACAUUGGAAAUGUCAGCUCUUUAACAGUGAAUGAAGGUUUGAUGAAUGAAGUCUUCCAAACUAUAGUUGGAACUGAGCACCUACUUUGUAGACCAGGGAUUAUAGAAGUACUGUAG